Messenger RNA from Paramecium primaurelia, 447 nucleotides. NCBI's taxonomy places the organism in Eukaryota, Ciliophora, Oligohymenophorea, Peniculida, Parameciidae. The record is from the annotation of a GenBank genome assembly.
AGCACUUAAUCUAUUGAUCCAAAAGAAUUAAAAGCUGCAAUGACUUCUUUAGGAUUUGAAGCAAAAAAUCAAACCAUUUACUAAAUGAUUAGUGAUUUAGAUACAGAUGGAAGCGGUUAAAUUGAUUUUGCAGAAUUUUUGAAAUUGAUGACAGCCAGAAUUAGUGAAAGAGAUUCAAGAGCUGAUAUCUAAGUAUUUUAUAUAUUAAAUCAUAAUAGAAAGUCUUUAAUUUAUUUGAUUCAGAAAGAGCAGGAGUCAUUACAUUAAAAGACCUUAGAAAAGUAGCUAAAGAAUUGGGAGAAACCAUGGAUGACUCAGAAUUGUAAGAAAUGAUUGAUAGAGCUGACUCAGAUGGAGAUGCUUAAGUAACAUUUGAAGAUUUCUACAAUAUUAUGACAAAAAAGACCUUUGCAUGAAUUCAUUAUCACAUAAAACAUAAAAACAUAU